Molecule: messenger RNA, 870 nt
Organism: Aspergillus eucalypticola CBS 122712
Lineage: Eukaryota; Fungi; Ascomycota; Eurotiomycetes; Eurotiales; Aspergillaceae
Exons: 1
Coding region: 79-705 (208 amino acids)
Source: RefSeq, a predicted model, not a curated record
GACGUAAAUUACAUACUAGGGAUUCCUGCUAAAACAUACUCUACCAUAACCCAUCUUCCAAAAAAGUUACUAUACAAAAUGCCCACCAUCCCAGCCCGAAGCUUCGCCUUCCAACGACUCCACCCCGGCCAAUCAAUCAAAAUCAUAAACACCUCCGGCAGCCAAGUCAUCGACACCUGGGCCUUCACCAUCCCAUCGACAUCCACACCCAACACGGUCCCCAGAUACAUGUCCAUGGCCCACACCCGACCCACCCUACAAAAGCUUCUCCCAUCAAUCAACGAAUCCUUCGUCGACAACAACCGAAGCCCUAUCUUGACCAUCACCGAGGACACAUCCCGGGGCACACACGACGUCCUCUACGCAGCUUGCUCUCCAGAACGAUACCUCGAACUGGGAGGUACCGCGGACCACGAUAACUGUGCCCAGAAUCUUCGCGAUGCUGUGAAGCAAUGUGCUGAGCCGGCGUUCGGACAUGUUUCUGGGUUGCUGGAGAGUGGAUGGACGCCUGAUCCGUUGAAUUUGUUCAUGAAUGUGGAGAUUAGUGGGAAUGGGUUGAGGGUUUUGGAGCCGGAUAGUAGGGUUGGGGAUUUUGUGGUGCUGAGGGCCGAGCAGGAGUGUGUGGUGUUUAUGAGUGCUUGUCCGAUGGAUUUGACGGCUUGUAAUGGGGAGGGGCCGACGAGUGCGGAGUUUGAGGUUGUUUGAGUUGAGGAAAUGCGUGCUUUGAUUGAUGUUGGGCUUCGCGGGCUAUGUUCAUUUUCAGUCAAGGGAUUGGUUAUAGAUGACAUCGGAAAUAAAUAACUUUUCCCUAAUAAUGUUAGGCAUAGAUAGGUAAAAAUUAUAUACAUAAUAUGGCCAAUAGAAUAACCU